GCUGCGGCGAAACAGACAUCCCUAUACUAGAAGAUCCCAUGAUUUAGAUGAUCCCAUCCAUGAAAUCUCUUAUACAGAAUGCAAAUCUUUUCAGUUCCCUGAAUGAUCACAGAAAAUCGAAGUCAGCGUUACAUCAACCCCCGACCAUGGAUGCGCCACGGAUAUUGAGGGCGAGCAGGUAAGGACUAUAUUCGUUUUACUUGCUAAAAGACAUGGCCACGAGUUCUAUCUCUAUCUUGAGUUCAACUGUGAAAAGAAGGACAACUGCAAUGUAUGGCGGACUUUUGAAGUUGUAAUCGGUUUGGACGAUUUUGG
This is a messenger RNA of Amoebophrya sp. A25, 315 nucleotides long. The record is from the annotation of a GenBank genome assembly. Lineage: Eukaryota; Dinophyceae; Syndiniales; Amoebophryaceae.